AUGAUUGAAACGGUGCUGGGACAGGUCCUCGUGACUAGCUGCUUCCUGAUCAGCGUGGGCUUUUUGGUCGUCUCGACUUUCCUUGCGACCAAGUGCAACCCCAUGGACCCCUUCGUACUUCGGGAUGAAGCCGAGUUCAAAGACGAGGAGCUUGAGGAGCUGCCAUAUUGUGGAUUGUGUGCUACCACAGUGCAGGCGCGCAGCAAACAUUGUCGAGCCUGCAACAAGUGUGUGGCGUCUUUCGAUCAUCACUGCAUGUGGCUCAACAAUUGUAUUGGUGGGGACAACUACCGUGCCUUUUUUGUCUCCAUCAGCUCCGUCGCAGUGAUGAUAGGUAUCGUGCUGGGCACCAUCUUGUAUCAGUUCAUCGACUUUUUCGCGAACGAGACCUUCGAGUCUCGCUUGCAGGCAUCUCCAGUCCAUGCGGGACUUUCCAUGGAGGCGUUUCUUGCGAUGCUUAUUGCAAUGUCAUUCGUGAAUGUGCCGUUAUGGUUUUUGGACAUGCAGCUGGUUUUUCUGCAUGUCUACUUGAUGCACCAAAACUUGACCACAUACGAAUACAUCAUGAACAGACGGCAGCAGGAUGAAGGCAGUUCCAAGUUCCGCGGGCUCCCGCGUUGCAUGGACUGGAUUGUCUUCUCCAGAUGUGGCCAGAGACGGCCAAAGAAGAAGGACAAGAUAGAGAAGAUUGAUGAGACCAAGCCUUCUCCACCUGAUGCGCUGUCCUCGGAAACAUGGCCAUUGCUGUGCCAUGAUACUCCUAAUCAUCAUCGACAUCGUCAUCGUCAUCAUCAUCAUCAUCAUCAUGGUCAUCACAGUCAUCAUCGUCGUCAUCGUCAUCCUCGUCAUUAUCUUAAUGAUGGAAUGCACAAGCCAUAG
Molecule: messenger RNA, 879 nt
Organism: Symbiodinium natans
Lineage: Eukaryota; Dinophyceae; Suessiales; Symbiodiniaceae
Source: the annotation of a GenBank genome assembly